Ruditapes philippinarum (Manila clam) is the source of this 5709-nucleotide messenger RNA. Its product is annotated as cullin-1-like. NCBI's taxonomy places the organism in Eukaryota, Metazoa, Mollusca, Bivalvia, Venerida, Veneridae. The transcript has 19 exons. Gene Ontology annotation, molecular function: ubiquitin protein ligase binding. Gene Ontology annotation, cellular component: SCF ubiquitin ligase complex. The record is from RefSeq and is a predicted model, not a curated record. Gene Ontology annotation, biological process: SCF-dependent proteasomal ubiquitin-dependent protein catabolic process; protein ubiquitination.
AGAAAAGUUCUUAAGAUUGUUUUAUUUAAAAGUACUAACCACAUAAACUGUAUAAAAAUGGCGAGUCGAUCACAAAACCCGCAUGGAUUGAAGCAGAUCGGAUUAGAUCAGAUAUGGGAUGAUUUAAAGGCCGGCAUCAACACGGUGUAUAGAAGACAAAGUAUGGAUAAAGUGAGAUACAUGAAACUGUAUACACAUGUGUACAAUUAUUGUACAAGUGUACAUCAAUCUGGUCAAGGGGGUGGAGCACAGGCUGGUGGGCGUGGCACCCUUGGGAAAAAGAGUAAACAACCAACAGGUGGCGCUCAGUUUGUUGGUCUGGAAUUGUACAAAAGAUUGAAAGACUAUUUGAAGAAGUAUCUUCUAGAUUUACAAGAGAAUGGGCAUGACCUAUUAGAUGAGCAAGUGCUAAGUUUUUACACAAAACAAUGGGAGGAAUAUCAGUUCUCAAGUAAAGUGCUGAAUGGUAUUUGUGCUUACCUGAACAGACAUUGGGUACGCCGUGAAUGUGAUGAGGGAACAAAGGGAAUCUACGAGAUCUACUCACUUGCCCUGAUUACAUGGCGAGAUUGUCUGUUUAAGCCAUUGAAUAAACAAGUCACAAAUGCUGUACUUAAAUUGAUAGAACGAGAAAGAAAUGGUGAAACAAUCAACACAAGACUGGUCAGUGGAGUCAUUAACUGUUAUGUUGAGCUAGGUUUGAAUGAGGAUGAUCCAUCAGCCAAAGGUCCAACAUUGAGUGUGUACAAGGAACAUUUUGAGACACCCUUCUUGGAAGAUACAGAGAGGUUCUACAAGCUGGAGAGUACAGAAUUUCUUAGACAAAAUCCAGUCACAGAAUACAUGAAAAAGGCAGAGGCAAGGUUAAUGGAGGAACAGAAAAGGGUACAGUUGUAUUUACACGAGAGUACACACGAUAUUCUGGCGAGGAAAAAUUUAGAAGCCCCAUAGAAAUCUAGAAAAAUUUUCCAUUAAGAAAAGAAGUCCUUCAUAGAGAAAAAUGGGAAUUUUGGGGAUGUACCGUUUUGUAUCAAGGUACAAGAUGGGUUAGGAGAAUUAAAAACACUUCUAGAGACACAUAUAUAUAACCAGGGUCAAGCAGCAAUAGAAAAAUGUGGGGAAUCAGCUCUUAAUGAUCCUAAGAUAUUAAAGACAUCUUGGGUUAUAAGAAAAACAGCGUCUAGUGAUAUACAGGAAAAAAUCAGUUUGAUGAAACAUGUAUUUGUUAUAUUUCAGGCGUGUGGAAGGUUUAUCAAUAACAAUUCUGUGACCAAACUAGCAAACUCUUCAAGUAAAUCACCCGAGUUGUUAGCAAGAUACUGUGAUCUUCUCUUAAAGAAAAGUUCAAAGAACCCUGAGGAAGCGGAACUAGAAGAUACACUUAAUCAAGUGAUGGUGGCGUUCAAGUAUAUAGAAGAUAAAGAUGUGUUCCAGAAGUUCUACAGUAAAAUGCUGGCAAAACGUCUUGUUGGUCAUAUGUCAGCCAGCGACGAUGCUGAAGCCAGUAUGAUCUCAAAACUUAAGCAAGCGUGUGGUUUUGAGUACACAUCUAAGUUACAGAGAAUGUUCCAGGAUAUAAGUGUAAGCAAGGAGUUGAAUGAUUCCUUCAAGACACAUCUAGCACAGUCAGGGGAACCUUUAGAUGUUGAUUUCAGUAUCCAAGUAUUAAGUUCAGGUUCAUGGCCUUUCCAGCAGUCAUGUCCAUUUUCACUGCCUCAAGAGCUGGAGAGAAGCUACCAACGGUUUACAGCAUUCUAUAAUAACCGACACAGUGGUCGUAAAUUAGGCUGGCUUUAUCAGAUGUCAAAGGGAGAAAUUGUCACUAACUGCUUUAAAAACAGAUACACAUUACAGGCGUCAACGUUUCAAAUGGCUAUAUUGUUGCAAUACAACACAACAGAUUCUCAUACAGUCUCAUCACUACAGGAAAAUACGCAGAUCAAAAUGGACACAUUGACACAGGUGUUACAGAUCUUGCUGAAAUCCAAACUUCUGAUUACAGAAGAUGACGAGAAUGAUCUGCAGCCUUCUUCACAAUUGGCCCUCUUCCUGGGAUAUAAAAACAAAAAGUUACGUGUGAAUAUCAAUGUACCAAUGAAAUCAGAGGUCAAAGUUGAACAAGAAGCUACACAUAAACAUAUAGAGGAAGACAGAAAAUUACUUAUUCAGGCUGCAAUAGUACGUAUCAUGAAGAUGAGGAAGCAACUAAAACAUCAACAGUUGCUCGCUGAAGUGCUCAAUCAACUAUCAUCCAGGUUUAAACCUAGAGUUAAUGUCAUAAAGAAAUGUAUAGACAUUUUGAUAGAGAAAGAGUAUUUGGAACGUGUGGACGGACAGAAGGACACAUACAGCUAUUUAGCAUAGUGAUACAAGCUAAACUGUGAUCAUUUAUUAUUCUGUUGCAUUGGAGAUAAAAGGACCUGUUGCUACGAAACUUACCAUGUUGUUAGGGACCUUGUCAUGUUGCUUUUAGAAGCAGGGUCUUUUGCUACGGAAACCCACCAUGCUGUUACGGAAUUUGUCAUGUUGCUAUUAGAAGCAGGGUCUGUUGCUAUGGAAACUCUUUGCGUUGCUACAGAGACAUAGUACAUACUAUCCUGUGGCUAGGGCAUUUGUCUUGUUGCAGUGCUAAGAAGAUCUGUUACUAUUUUUAGAAAUUACAAACAAAAAAUUUAUUCCUAUGGAAUUUGAAACUUUUUUCAAAUAGGUUAAGCUCAGCAUGUGUUGUCUCCCUUGUUAGUGCUAUUACAGUUGUUAGACCUACCUACAUACUAAUUCUGAGCCACACUGACCUUCUGGAGCAAAUUUUUUGUCACACAGUCAAUAUCAAACUUUUUUCAACCAAACAUAAAAUGACAUGCAAUUGUGUUUGUCAGUGCACAAGUUAACUCAGAAGGAAAUAAUUCCAAACUAGUUCAAAAUAGAAUUGAAGUGUUAAAUCCAGUUUUCAUACAGUUGAAUUAUUCAAACCCCAUUCUGUCAAGUGUUUUAAAUUGUUAAUAUUAGUGUUCAGAAAUAAUUUAAAAUUGUCAUAUUUUUGUUCACACGUAUAAAGCAGGUGCAAGAUGUUGUCCUUAUGUUGUAAUUUUUGAACGUUUAUAAGACAGUGAAUUUUUAUUAUUAUUUUUUUUUGUAUAAUUUAUUCAUUAUUUAAAGUUAGUGUAUAUGGUUGUGCUCAGCAACAUUAGAUAUACACACGGUAUCUGCUGUCACCUUGUAGGCAGGGAAAUAGGGUGUGGCUUAUUUUAGGGGCGGGUAUUUCUAACAUUUAGGGGCGGGCAGGGAAAUGGGUGUGGCUUAUUUAGGGGCGGGUAUUUCUAAACAUUUAGGGGCGGGUAGGUUGUUUGGAAUAUUUUUUUAAGAAUGCAAAAGUUGAAAGUCACACUUAUAUUAAGAGAAAAUGUGUUAAAUUUAAAAACUGUAUCGUCCAUUGUUUAUGGUUCAUAGAUAAUAGGAUAGAAAAUGUAUUUCUUUUUCUGCAGCGGAAGAAAAUAUUAUAUUGAAGUUGUUGAUAAAGAUUGGUUAACCUUCAAUUUAUGAGAUGAAAACCUGGCAUUAGCAUGGGAUCAUUUAAAUAUAAUAUCAGAUCGUUUAGUUAAAUAUUGAAACAUUUAGAUAAAUAUUGGAUCAUUUAUAUAUUUCAUCAUUGUCUGAUUACAUAUUCUAUUAAUUUAUAUAUAUAUACAGAAAAAUCACAUGAAAAAUUCGCAAGCUACAGCCAGGACUCGAAAAAUAUAUACAUUUUGUAUAUAUUUGAUACAUUAAAGACAAGAAAAGUUUGUUUAAAAUUUUUAUAACCUUACCCAGUACCUGCUGAAUUUGUGUACUAGAUUUUCCCAGCAGUCCAUUUGAAUUUUAGGGGUUUUCAUCACAAAAUACCAAAAUUUAGCUGUUAGUAUAGGGCCUGGUCAGACUACAUGGAUGUGCAGGUUGGCUUGGCACUAAACUGGUGGCAAAUCUUUGCCAGGAGGUAAAGGGCUAAUGUAGAUCUUAAAAUAGGUCUGUCCAUCAUUAACAAUUGAUUGACCAGUUAAUUUAUUUGUACUUUUGUAAUUAAAUAACAAAUUCGUGAUUACUAGUGUAUUAAACAUUGCAUUAGGUUUUUGUUUUCAGGAAAUACCUGUAGCCAAAAUGUAGUUAUUUUGCAGAAAAUUUACUGAAUAAUUAUGUUAACUUUGUUUCUUUUGAAUGAAUAACCUUACAUUGCAAUAAUUGUUUAAUAAUUCCAGAAAAGCAUGGCAUAAACAUGUGGGAACUUUUCAAACUAUGUAACUCUUCAAGGUUCAUGACCUAAAAUAUAUGACCCAUUUCUCCCAACAAAUUUUCAACAAUAUUUUCAUUGGAGGAAGCUAUCCCGCUAGCUCACAGUGGGUCGAUGGUUCUACUCGGGUGUCUUGAAAUAAUGCAAGAAGGUGCACCUGAGGUUUUCCUCCAUCAGUAAAACUGGAAGGUCGCCAUAUGAUCUUAACAGUAUUGGUGUGACAUAAAAUCCAACACAAAACAAGCAAACCAAUGUAAUAUAACAACUACAGGUAUAAUUCCUCAUGAUACAUUUUAUAUAACAUUGUUAAUGGAUGAAGAGCAUUUAUUAUGUUCAUUGUUGAAGGAAUAGUUAUCUUUUUUGUGAGAAAUAAAUAUGUGUAUAUAAUUAAACGACUUUUGUAUAUAAGUAUAUUUCCAUUGUGUUAAGAAUAGGUGUGAAAUCUUAAAGGGGUUUUCCUUUUUUAAAAAAUUGUGGAGUGCAAAAGAUAUAUAAUGUGUGCGCAUAAGAGUUUUUAUGUUUUUUUGUACCUGAUAUAUAUAUAAAAAACAUUGUUGAAUUUCAGUAAUUUAUUUCAUUAUUUUCAAAGACCUCUAGUUGUUCAUUUGUGUCAAGACUGAUUCAUCUAUACUAUACGUCGUCGGUAUCUGUGUGUCACAAUUGAGGAGUGAUACUGUAUUUGCUGUUAAUGUACUAAUAGUUUGAUACAGUGUGUUGAAUUUUUUUUUUACCAGUGUUACUGUUCAGAAUACGACAAUUUCUUUGUUGCUGGGCUUAAAUUGGUGACUGUGCUCUAACCAGUGUUGGACAAUAUCUAUAACCUAUUAUUUCAUAGAAGUUACCAUAGUUUUGUUUUUUCUGUGAAGAAAAUUACUAAAAAAUGUUUAUAUAUACAAAAUAUUGAAGAAACACAUGAAGAGUUAUUCAUUUUAUUAGGGAAAGUUAAUAAACACUCUUAUGUCACAUUUGAUCUUCAUGAAUUCAGUAUUCAAUCUAACUUAAUGAAUUUAAAUACUGAGGAAGUGUAUCUGAUUUUCUUUAAAUGCCUCCUUAAUGAACUUAAUCAAAAGUUUUAUGUCUAUAUUAUAAUAUAUACAUGUACAUUGAGUACAUUUGAGCCGCAUCACGACAAAAGCAACAUAAUGGGUUUGCGACCAGCAUGGAUCCAGACCAGCCUGCGCAUCCGCGCAGUCUGAUCAGGAUCCAUGCUGUUAGCUCUCAGUUUCUUUAUUUGUAAUAGAGUUUGUAAGCGAACAGCAGGGAUCCUGAUCAGACUGCGCGGAUGCGCAGGCUGGUCUGGAUCCAUGCUGGUCGCAAACCCAUUAUGUUGGUUUUGUCGUGACGUGGCUCAUUUGUUUAAUGUCUGGCCAGAGCAUAAAAUUUUUUGAACAAAAAUGGUAAUGUUAUGCUGUUAACUAAGAAUGCUGUGUUAGGAAAGUUCUUUUUUU